AUGCCUGAAUUACUGCUAUCACCAAUUAAAAACGGCCAAUUUAUGAUUUUCUCAAAAAUGACAUUUACUAACAACAUAUGCUUUUAUCUUCAAUCGGGAGAAUGGAACAAAAGAACGGAAAUAAACAUUAACAAAUUGACUGACUCUGCCAAUAACAUGGUUAAAGUCUACAAGUCAGUGAGAGAUCAAUUUCAACUUUUAAAUGAGCAACAAACUGAACAACUGAACAAGGCUGAGAAUUUGACCAUAUGGAUUGACUCAAUCAAGUCAGAUUUGGGCACGGUUUUAACAGUAAUAACAACAAAACAUUUAGCAAUUGUGACCUCGUGUCUGCUCGAAACGAUACUGAACAAGGUGUUCACGCAAUGGCUGGACAUUGACGUAAAGAAGUACAUAUCGCCAGAAGGACAACAGUACAUACUGAGGUCACUAAGAAUAUCGAUGGGUGUGUAUAUUGCCCUGGAGUGGCUGUAUUCAUUCAUAUGGUACAAACCAGCAUGGAAAGUGAUGCUGACUGAGGUAAACGAGCUCAAGAAGGUCAUAGAAAACCCAGUGAUAUACAUCCCCAACAACUCAGUUCAAAACUUCAAGGAGGUCAGAUACACAUUGGACGACUUCGUGGAGAAGUUCGACGGAGACGACAGCGAAUACACCUACGAAUCAGAUGUCAGUAGCUCGGAGUACGAUUCUGAGGAGUUGGGCUCGGAUUCCGAGGGCAUAGUGGAGGAAUACUUAGAAAGUGUCAAGGACCAGUCAUGUGAAUAA
Messenger RNA from Theileria orientalis strain Shintoku, 765 nucleotides. RefSeq lists its product as hypothetical. Bases 1 to 765 code for a protein of 254 amino acids. NCBI's taxonomy places the organism in Eukaryota, Apicomplexa, Aconoidasida, Piroplasmida, Theileriidae. The record is from RefSeq and is a predicted model, not a curated record. The transcript has 9 exons.